AUGGACGGGGGUAGUAGCAUCAACAUCUUAUAUGUUGGGACCUUUGAUGCUAUGGGCAUCUCACGAUCUAAGCUCUGCACUUCCAUCUUCCCCUUCCUUAGGAUCAUCUUAGGCAUGAGGUCGUACCCUAUGGGGAAUAUUGAGCUGCCAGACACGUUCGGUGACUGCAGCAACUUCCACACCGAGACCCUGAUCUUCGAGGUAGUGGAUUUUGACGGAUCGUAUCACACCAUCCUCGGGCGUCUGUGCUACGCCAAAUUCAUGACGGUCCCCAACUACACCUACGUCAAGCUGAAGAUGCCGGGGCCAAACGGCAUCAUCACGGUCAGCGGCUCCAUCGAGAAGGCGUACGCCUGCGGUCGUGAGCACUUCGAGCUUGCCACCGCCCUCACCAACUCCGUCGAGCUUCAGAAACUUCGUCGGACGGUGACGGAAGGCGCUCCCAACUCCAACGAACCAACUUCGUCCAGCCCCUUCCGCCCGACCAAGGACACCAUGGCGAUCGGCAUCGACCCCAAUGACCCGAUCAAGACCGUGCAGAUCUGGGCCUAG
This is a messenger RNA of Panicum hallii, 552 nucleotides long. RefSeq lists its product as uncharacterized. The transcript has a single exon. NCBI's taxonomy places the organism in Eukaryota, Viridiplantae, Streptophyta, Magnoliopsida, Poales, Poaceae. The record is from RefSeq and is a predicted model, not a curated record. Bases 1 to 552 code for a protein of 183 amino acids.